UGUACUCGGUGAUCACAUGCUGCCGGGCGAUUUGGGUAACAUGUGCAAGUGCAAUGGGCCAUGGGACUCCUUAUAAUAUGUACUGGGCUGGACUUCUGCAGAAUUUGCUGGUCAUGCUUCAAAUCAGGCAGAUCAUGUCUGGCUCCAUCCAGUUCUGUGUCAAGGAGGAACUAGAGCCUGGUACUCUGGUUGGAUCACUAACAAACCACUUUUCACCUCCCUUCCUGCUCCUGACCAAGGAGUACCUCUGGAUGGACGAAAAGACUGGGAAUUUUUACAUUUCUGAGCAAAAGAUGGAUCGUGAGUACCUCUGCCCUGGGAAGACCAAAACUGAUGAAUGCAUUAUUUUGCACACCGCAGUUGUGGGGCCCUCUGGAGAGCUUGUACAGUUUUCUGUGACCGUAGAGGACAUCAAUGACAAUGCACCGCGUUUUGAAAAUAGCAAAAUACACUUAAAUAUUUCUGAGGAUAUACCUAUAGGGACCAGUCUCAUUCUGGAUGACCAGGCUCAGGACAGAGAUAGUGGACCAAACGGACAACUGAUGUACAAACUCAAAGGUUCUGGAGGAGUUUUUACUUUAAAGGUUGAAGAAGAUGGACAAAUAAUUCUGCUUAUUGUACAAACGGCCCUGGAUAGGGAGAGUCUGGACCUGUAUCAGAUGCAGCUGGUAGCUACUGACUGUGGUGAACAGCCUCUGAGUGCAUCAGUGUCUAUAAUUGUCACAGUGACAGAUGUUAAUGACAACUGUCCAAGCUUUCAUCCUGACAGCCCACACAGUGCAACAAUCACAGGGGGCUCCAAGAAGAACACAGUGGUCACUCAGGUAGUCGCUACAGACCUAGAUGUGGGCCCAAAUGCUGCCAUUGUUUAUUCCCUCAGUCCCAAGGUCUCUGAAAGGGCUAAGAAACUCUUAUUCCUCAACAGUCACAGUGGUCACAUUAGACUAAUGCAAGACCUCGAAAGAGACAGCUCUGAGGAGCUGGUGUUAAAAGUCUUAGCAAGCGGCCUUCACUGCCCACCAGCAGAGACUCAGGUAACCGUAUCCCUUCUCCCCAAGGCAACCCAAGGUCUAACAAUCAAGAUCGGGUUCAUAGCUGAGCAUUACAACCAGACUAUUCUGCUACCAGAGAGCCACCCCCCCACUGCCUUAGCCGUUUUAGAGCUUGAGGGUGACAGCAGCUUUAAAGACUCAUCUCUUGCCAUUGAGGGUGAUGUGCCUUUCAUUUUGAGCCCACAGAGUGGCAAAUAUCUGCUUUACACAUCAAAGCCCCUAGACUAUGAGAUGAAAAGUGAAUAUCACAUUUCUGUGGUAGUGCAAGGGAGUUCAUCUGAAAGGUCUGUGAUCGCUCUGCCUCAGCAAGAGAUCAGGGUGAUUGUGGAGGAUGUCAAUGAUAAUGCCCCACAUUUCUCCCAGUGUCACUACCAGCUGGAAGUGCAGGAAAACAACAAGCCAGGGUUAACGCUGCUGCAGUUAUCAGCUUCUGAUGCAGACAGCGGCCUCAACGGCAGGGUGACAUACAGACUAGACAAACACGUAUCUGCCAUCUUUAAAGUUGACUCUGUGACAGGCCAACUGUCUGCAUUGGUUCCUCUGGAUAGGGAGCAGAACAGUACGUACAAACUCAUUGUGUUUGCUCGAGAUGGCGGAUUUCCUUCCCUGGAGUCCCAGGCCUCUGUAAUUAUUCAUGUUCUGGAUCAGAAUGACAAUGCACCUGUUUUUUGUACUCCUCACUUCAUUUUUUUCGUCCCUGAGAAUGCACCACCAUUUGCUCUGGUGGGAAAGAUAGAGAUGGAAGAUCCAGAUGAAGGAGAGAAUGGAAAUUUAGAAUUGCAAGUUGUAAAGAACAGCGCACCUUUUGCUGUGGAUAGCAUGCAAAGGAUGCUGCAGACCACUGCCAACUUGGACCACGAGAUGACGAACCAUCAUGAACUCUUCCUGGUGGUCAGCGACAAUGGACAUCCGGUGGCUUUAACAUCCACUGCCAGGGUGACCGUCUUUGUAGAGGACAUUAAUGACAACGAGCCCAAAGUGAUCCUUCCCAGCAGCAAUUUUUCAUGCCUGGCUGUCUCACCAGGUACUCCGGUGGGUACAACUGUAACAAAGAUCUACGCCGUCGAUGAAGACUCAGGCUUUAAUUCAGAGAUUACAUAUUCUGUUGUUGCACCAGAGUCAGCGCAGCACAACAACCCCUUCCAGGUGGACUCAAGAUCAGGGAACAUCACCUUAAGUCAGAAGCUUUUACACAAAGAUAUGGGAAUGCAUCACCUGUUCAUUGUAGUAAGGGACAAUGGAAAGCCAAUUCCACUUUACACCACUGUCUGGAUUAACCUGUUGGUUAAUGAGAGCACGGAUCAGUGCUAUCUAGAUAAGGCACCUGUAUGGACCGGGAGAUCUGAUUUGAUUCAAAGUACAUCUAAGUCUCCUUUUUGUGAGGUGGAAACUGUCAGAACGGUUCAAAUGAUAUACUUUUAUCUUUUGCUCAGUAUGACAGUAGUAACCAUGGUUUUGUUUCUGACAACAGUUUACUUGUAUCUGAAACACAGAAAAUGUCCGCGGAAGAAAAUGAAGGGACGGGCAGUCGAGAAUGAGAUUCCACUUAGAAUCAAAGACAAAUAUUAUUCUGAUGAAUAAAAGCUCAAAGCAAGCAGUGAGUAAUCUCACUCACAGUUUCAAGGAUGAAAACAGCCAGAGAAUUAAACAUUUUGAGAGGAUUUAUCUUGGGCUUUAUGCAGUUCAAAAAAAUCCUUCCAUGCUUCUGCAAUUACUCUAUUCAGAAGCAGAAGCAAAGUCCAGGAGGUUUUUGAUAAGCACCCCACACAAUGUGACCAAAGAAAGAGCUGAUAAGAGAAGAAUUUUUCUUUGAAAAUGUUAUAGACAUAACAAGUCAAUGAUGAACAUAGCAUAUCCACUGAGUGAUAACACUCAGGUUAGAGGUAACUUUAUCAACCCAAAACAUUCCCAAGAAAGCAUGAAAUGUAAGAUAACUGUGCAACAAGUUGAUUGGGCCCAUCUCAGGUUCCUGACUUUGAGUGAUGGGGAUCCUACAUUAUUUAGACACACAAAAAGGUUUAAUGUUCCUUCAGAGGGGAAGUGAUGAAAGUAUCUAAAGGAGUAGCCCUGAGACGAGCUCCGUGAGUGAAGAGCUGAGAGGCACACAAACAUCUCAAGUCUCCACCUCGCAGCCGUUAGGUGAUAACUCUGGUUCUAAACCACAAGGUUGGAUCGCGCCCAAAAGGCAGGAAUAGUAUUCUACUGCGCCCGGCUUCCCAUAAGGUGUGCCGUUUUAAUACCUGACACUUAGAGAGAAGUCACACUCUACUCAAAGACGUAUUUACAAAUAGCAGCUGGCAUCACGUUCGGAUAAAUUUGGAGGAACAAAUUAGAUCUAAAGCAGGUUAAGUUCUGCAUUAAAUAUGAAUGAGCCAGGAUACAGUGUGUUUACGCAUUUGGGAGCAAAUAAUUGCCCAGAGUGGGCGGAGGAACUAUUUUAACUUUUCAAAAUCUGUACAGCAUAGGGCUCCGUUUAGUGUAGGCCUGUGUGAGGAGGAAAGAAGAAAAGCAGGGAGACGGAACCUGUAAAACACAAUGUACAACAACCUGGUUAGUGGAGAACAAGGCUUGUAUAACAUGAGCUGUGUCUCUGAGGAUGUCUGAGCUAGCUGCUUCAAAAAUAAAUAAUCUAAUAAGCCGCACACUGUGAGGAUAACUACGUUAACUGGGAACAAAUAAGGAGCUCCAAAACCAAGUUAGGAAUUAAAUUAAACUAGUCUCUUCAUACGAGAAAUUAAAGAGUCUAUUGGAUUACAAGAUAAUGUAAUUUAUUGUACUUUUGGUAAAGAUAUUUACAUUAUGAUUGCAAAGUAUUUUUACAGCAUUGUAUUUUAGAAGAUUUAAGAAAAGAUUUACAUAAAAUAUAU
Messenger RNA from Girardinichthys multiradiatus, 3919 nucleotides. RefSeq names its product protocadherin 20 (gene pcdh20l). Gene Ontology annotation, cellular component: plasma membrane. Gene Ontology annotation, molecular function: calcium ion binding. Gene Ontology annotation, biological process: homophilic cell-cell adhesion. NCBI's taxonomy places the organism in Eukaryota, Metazoa, Chordata, Actinopteri, Cyprinodontiformes, Goodeidae. The coding region runs from base 54 to 2633 and encodes 859 amino acids. The record is from RefSeq and is a predicted model, not a curated record. The transcript is spliced from 2 exons.